Messenger RNA from Gadus macrocephalus (Pacific cod), 3418 nucleotides. RefSeq names its product testis expressed 10 (gene tex10). Lineage: Eukaryota; Metazoa; Chordata; Actinopteri; Gadiformes; Gadidae. The coding region runs from base 279 to 3122 and encodes 947 amino acids. Gene Ontology annotation, cellular component: MLL1 complex; nucleus. The transcript is spliced from 16 exons. The record is from RefSeq and is a predicted model, not a curated record.
CUCGUUUUAUUUUCUGGUACUCUAUAAUAUUUAAUUUGAGGGGAAUAACUGCUACACAAGAAAAAAAAAAAAAGUGGAAUGUAAGGCUACAUAUCUUAGAUAUUUUAAUUUCAAAUGCAGAUUGUUGUCAUAUACCAAAUAGCUAUAACUCUGGAUACGGCGUAAUGUGUUUCCUGGCGGUUCCUGGUAGCAAAACAAGGCUACCCAUGGUUUAAGGACCCAUCAACACGAGCUUCAUGUUUGCUUUUCCUGUGAGGCAUGCUUGAAAGACUACAGCUAUGAAGUCCAAGGGGAAGAAGAGACAGGACGACUUCCAGAAAGUCAAGCUGAAGGUGGGAAAGAAGAAGCCCAAAGCAGAUAAUGCCACCAAUACCAACUUCCGCUCCAAGGGAAUCCAUCUCUCUGAACAGUUGAAAAGAGAUAGCGGCCCAACCACAAAUAGACAGCUCGGCAUCAAUGACCUGCUGUCCCAGCUCCACCAUUACAGUGGCAACGUGAAGCUGAGUUCCUUGACGGGCUUGAGGGAGCUGCUGUUGAAGAACCCGUCGCUGCUGGAGCAGCACCUCUCCCGCCUCCUCUCUGAGGUGGCGGCCGUGUUCACAGACAAGGAUGCCAAUGUCCGCAUUGCAGCCACAAAGUUGCUCAGGUUUCUUGCCCAGUGUGUAUCAGCAGAGAGAGUGGCUCCAUUCUUCCCCCUCCUUAGUGCUCACCUGUCCUGUGCCAUGACACACAUUGAGGGGGGAAUCCAGGAGGAUGCCCUGAAGGUCCUAGACGUAUUGCUCGAACACUACCCUGCCCUUCUCGCAUCGCGGCCUUCUGUCCUCCUCACAAACUUCCUGGAGCUGAUUUCCCACCGACGCAGCGGCGGCGGCAGCAGUAGUGGGGGGAGCAAGAAGCCCCAGGAUACUAUGGGGAGUAGAUGGGCGCUUACAGUCAACCCCAGCAAGGCUAUGACUGGUCAGCAAUGGCGACUCACUGUGCUCCUCAGGCUGGGGCUUUUUAUUCAGGCAGUAGUAGACGAGAGUCCGACCGAGGAGGGAGAUAUGUGCAGCCCAAGUGAAGGGGUGUUUGGUUCCAACGAGGAGGGAGGGCUGAUCCCCCUGGAUCUCAACUGGGAAGAGCUCACCUACAGCAGGACAGAGGUCAAGGUUUAUGAGCAUUCAGGAGCCAUCCCAACUCCCCAUUCCACCUUCAGGCUCCGGCCAGAGGUGGAGCUUGGAGCCGGAGUAGGGGAGGGCCUGGGCUCUGCUGAAGCAGUUCAGAACUUUGCCGCCACCCUGGUGCCCCUGCUGCUGGAGGUGUGGGUGGAGGCCACUGCCACUGACUCUACAUGGAACAGCAGCGAGGGGGCCCAGCUGCUUACCCCGGAUGCAAUGUCCAUCAUGUUCCAGGUGCUGUCCAUCCUGCAGCUGCUGAGGAAACUGGCUCCACAGAAGGAGCACCAGGACAUACUGGACACCUGGUUCCGCAGCGAAUACCUGGAGAAUUUUAAACAGCACUUCAUGAAAAACUUUCCCUAUGGCGUCCUAGACGCCCCGAAGCAGCGGAGAAAGCCUGAUCUCAAGAGAAUGAAGCAGAUGCCGGCUCUCCCCGCGCCUACGGUGGAGCCCCUGGGACUCAACAUCACCUUGUGCCAGGUGAUGGUGGCCCUCAGCCAGCGGCAGGACGCCGGCAAGGACAAAGACGCCGACUGGCUGCUGCCCCUCAGGACGUUUGUCCGCGACACCCUGGCCAACGGAGUGAAGCUCAGCUACAAGCAGCUCCACAUGCUGCUGGAGGCCGUGUGGAAGAUGUUGCUCAAGGAGAGCAGCAGAGCCCUGACUGAGGACCUCUUGGCUGCGGUUUACAUCCACUACCAGCAGAGGAAACUGACUCUACCGACCCGGUCAUUACUGUUGUCCUUCUUCAGCAAGCUCUAUCUCCAGGAACAAGGACACGCACACAUAGCCAGGAGUAGGGUGCUGGGUCGAUGGCUGGCCGCUCUCCCCAUUCAGCUGUGCCAACUGGGCCACCGUAACCCGGCGCUGUCUGCCAGGCUCAUCCUGUCCAUCCAGGCCGCUGCCUCCAGGGGCAACAAGGAACUGCUCAGCAGUCUGCAGAGCAACGCCUGCAGGAUCUAUGAUCCCCAGGAAGGGGUGGCCGUGCUGCUGCCCGCCAAGUCCCAACAGCGCCUGGUGCAGCUGCUGUACUUCCUACCCAAGAUGCCCCAGCCCCUGCUGGCCAACCUGAGCCGCUGCUGCACUGCAGGGCGCAUCUCUGCGGGCCUGGCGGCCUCCCUGAUCCGCAUCAUACACCUCAGGUCCUCUCUGAGUGGCUGGAGCAUUGGCAGCCAGGACACCGCUCUGCAGGACGUGGACUACGUCAGCUUCCUCUUCUCAACGCUGACCGGAUUCUCCUCUGAAGACCUGGCCUCGCUGCAGGACGCCCCCGAUGACAGCACCCUCCCGCCCUCCCCCCUGUCCCCCCUCAGCCUCUACCCCACCCUCCUGGAGCAGUUCACACACCACUGGGACGUGGUCGAGGAGGUCUGCCAUUGUCUCGAGACAUUCGGAUCACAGUCGCAAUGCUUUGACAUUCUGCAGAAUGCCAUCUGCAAAUACCUGGGUAAGCUGGGCGUGGUGCCUGACAGCCUGGCUGCGGGGCUGCUCAGAGCGGUGUCCAGGCUGCUGGAGCUGUCCGUGCUGCCCAGUGAGCCCAUGCUGCACUUCCUGGCCCAGUGCUGCCUCAGCCUGCUGGCCCUACUCGUCACCCUCCAGCAGGAGGCGCCCUCACAGACCACACACAAGAGGGAGGCGAUAUGGAGCGCGUGUGUGUCCGCGCUGGCCAACGUGCCGCGGCUGCUGCGUGCCAUCCUGCAGGCGCUGCGGGUCGGGGACCUGUGUGAAGAGGAGCUGCCGCAGCUGGGCCAGAUCCUGUCCAUGAUGCUGCAGCACACGCCGCUCCGCAGCCACCUGCUGGCCAACACGGCCCUGCUGCAGCACAUCAUCCAGGAGCUCACGAGGUACUCUCACGGGGAGACCAGGGAGCAGUGGCUGACGGACCUGCUGUAUUGUUACAGCGUCACCAUGGCCCACGCCUCCACCGCUCACCGCGGGAGCCUGGGGCUGAGGGACAUGUACUGACCCGACCAGCGAGGACCAAACCCAGCCCUGCUUCCCUUCACCAUCACCCUGGAUCUGGAUGUGACGGCGCUCAUUCAAACGCAAUGCAAGGGAAAUGUUUAGAAACAGACGAUGGAAUUCUUAUUGUGAUAAGGAUUAAGUAUUUCUUUUUUAAAACCAUGCCUUGACUUUUUUGAUCAUUCUUGUUUUUGCAUUUGUAAAACGCAACAUUGUAAUGCUGUAUGUUGGCUUAUCUGUCUGAAUUUUCUAAAAUUAAAUGAAAAGGAAAAAGCAAAAAAACGUUUUCAAUUUGUUUA